AAAAUAGUACGUAGGACUUUUUGCUGCAACACCUCCAUCUUUCCCCUCCUUCCAAAUGUCCGUUGUGUUAGAGAACAUUUAGGAGUCAAACUCGGCAUUCAACAUUAACCAUGGUUCUUUCAAUCUCUCUUUCAUGCCCAAUCAGGCAUAGACCCAACACAGAAAACGUAAAAAAAAACAAAAAAUAGAAAACGCCCUUCUUUUGCUUUCCGAUCACUCUGUUUUCAGAGAGAUUACUGAAAUCGCAAGAAGAAAGGAAUAUGACCCAAAUCAAUAGUGAAAUGAACAUUGUCAAAAUCAUACCCUUUUCUUUCUUUUGAUUCAUUCAUUCGAAUUUCUCUUACCAGCCGCCAGCACCCUUUGGUUGGCCUUGAUUAUUAAAUGUGUCAUGAUCCGGGUUGAGAGAUGUCAAUAAGAAGAAAGUCACAACAACAACAAGAAGCUGCUUCUGUUGCUGCUGCUGCAAAUAAAUAAUGUCAGCUGCGAAUUUCGCCGAUGAUGACGACGACGACGAUAUAUCACCUAUGAGGGUCUUAUCAAAUGGCGACCUUUAUAGCGGCCAAUUGUCCUGCAGCCUACCAAACGGACAAGGUAAAUACCUUUGGACAGACGGGUGUAUGUACGUCGGAGAAUGGCAAAAAGGAAAGAUCAUGGGAAAAGGAAGAUUCAGCUGGCCAUCAGGAGCCACCUACGAAGGUGAUUUCAAAUCUGGGUUUAUGGAUGGAUAUGGAACUUACACAGGAGGAGAAGGAACGUAUAAAGGAAGUUGGAGUAUGAACAUUAAACAUGGAAAAGGUACAAAACACUACGCCAAUGGUGAUUACUACGAGGGAGAGUGGAAAAAAGGGUUGCAAGAAGGGAAAGGAAAGUAUCAUUGGGGAAAUGGGAAUGUAAAUGGUAACUAUUAUACAGGGCAAUGGAAGGUAGGGACGAUGAAUGGAGAGGGGUCGAUGGUUUGGUCAAACGGGAAUCGAUUCGAUGGGACUUGGGAGGAUAGUUUGCCUAAAGGAAAUGGUACGUUUAAGUUUGCAGAUGGGAGUAAGUAUGUUGGAGUUUUUAAUAAUGAUCAGAAAGAAGAACAGAGUGGGACGUUUUAUCCUGCUCCUUCUUCAUCUUCUCCUUCCUCGUCGUCUGGAAAUCAAGAUUGGGAUCCACAGAGCCUGUUUAGAGAUGAAUUAAGUGGGUGUUUGGUUUGUAAUGCGGAUAAAGUUUACAUAUUUCCAUCGCAAAAGUUGAUUAAUUGGCCUGGAGUUGAAGCGACCAAUGAUGUGAAACCAGUUAGGAGGACAUCUGUAGAUGGGAGAGUAAGCAAUGUGAAUGUAUACUCAGAUUUUGAAGAAGAUAUGGAGUAUUCUAAACGAAGCCCAUUGCAUCCAAUCAAAAUCAAGUCUGCAAAAAGACAGGGGCAGACCAUAUCUAAAGGGCAUAAGAAUUAUGAUCUCAUGCUUAAUCUUCAGCUUGGAAUAAGACAUUCAGUUGGAAGACCGGCUCCAUCAUCAAUAUCUCUUGAUUUAAAGACAUCAGCUUUUGAUCCUAAAGAGAAAUUAUGGACUAAAUUCCCACCUGAAGGAUCAAAACAUACUCCGCCCCACCAGUCUGUUGAUUUCAGGUGGAAGGAUUACUGCCCAUUGGUUUUUAGGACAUUAAGGAAACUGUUUAAGGUAGAUGCGGCAGAUUACAUGCUUUCUAUAUGCGGAAAUGAUGCACUCCGGGAGCUAUCAUCGCCGGGAAAAAGUGGAAGCUUCUUUUAUUUGACAAAUGAUGAUAAGUACAUGAUAAAGACUAUGAAGAAAGCUGAAUGUAAAGUUCUGAUAAGGAUGCUUCCUGCUUACUAUAAUCAUGUUCGAUCCUUUGAGAACACUUUAGUGACAAGAUUCUUUGGUCUUCAUUGUGUGAGAUUAACAGGCCCUGCCCAGAAGAAGGUUCGGUUUGUUAUAAUGGGGAAUCUCUUCUGCACCAAUUAUCCAAUUCACAGACGGUUUGAUUUGAAAGGAUCUUCUCUUGGACGAACCACGGGUGGACCCGAGUCAGAAAUUGACGCAACUACGAUCCUCAAGGACUUGGAUCUCAAGUAUAUCUUUCGACUGCAGAAAUCCUGGUAUCAAGAGUUCUGCAAGCAAGUGGACAAGGAUUGUGAACUUCUUGAGAACGAAAGGAUUAUGGAUUAUAGCCUUUUAGUUGGCCUACAUUUUCGAGGAUGCAUUGAACCACCUCGAAUGAGUGAAGCUGCUAGGAAUUCUGGAUUUCGUACUCCUACAGGAUCUGAAAACGGAGGACAAACACCACCUCGGCUAUCAAGAGUAGACAUGGAUCAACUGUUGUUGUCAGAGUCUACAAGACGGCCACCACCUGUAACGCUGGGCAUUAACAUGCCAGCCAGAGCCGAACAGACAAUCAGAAAAAAUGAGGGUGAGGUUCAACUAAUUGGAGAACCGACGGGAGAGUGCUGUGAAGUGAUCAUGUUCUUCGGUAUUAUUGACAUUCUUCAGGAUUAUGAUAUAACAAAGAAACUGGAGCAUGCUUAUAAGUCAAUGCAGUAUGACCCGACUUCAAUCUCGGCUGUUGAUCCCAAACAAUAUGCUAAACGCUUCAGAGAUUUCAUUUUCAGAGCGUUUGUGGCCGACGACAUUUGACAAAAAUAGUUGCAAAAAUUAAAUUUAUUUAGUUCUCAUUUCUUUACACCUAUAGGAAAGGAGAUGAUUAGUAUCUCAAAUUUUGUUGUGAUAAAUAAACAUGUACAUUAGUAAGAUGGAUAAUAGAGAUUAAUUAAUUAAUUAUUGUUUUUACAUUAGCCAA
This is a messenger RNA of Impatiens glandulifera, 2796 nucleotides long. RefSeq names its product phosphatidylinositol 4-phosphate 5-kinase 6-like. Gene Ontology annotation, molecular function: 1-phosphatidylinositol-4-phosphate 5-kinase activity; ATP binding. The coding region runs from base 474 to 2633 and encodes 719 amino acids. Lineage: Eukaryota; Viridiplantae; Streptophyta; Magnoliopsida; Ericales; Balsaminaceae. The transcript has 8 exons. Gene Ontology annotation, biological process: phosphatidylinositol metabolic process. The record is from RefSeq and is a predicted model, not a curated record.